This is a messenger RNA of Teleopsis dalmanni, 10507 nucleotides long. RefSeq lists its product as uncharacterized. The record is from RefSeq and is a predicted model, not a curated record. NCBI's taxonomy places the organism in Eukaryota, Metazoa, Arthropoda, Insecta, Diptera, Diopsidae. The coding region runs from base 353 to 10108 and encodes 3251 amino acids. The transcript has 89 exons.
UAAGACAGUAACAAAUAUUAGGUAGAUCGCGUUGUAAAAAUAUUAAGCUAAUAUAUAUUUCGUUACUUGUAUUUAAUAUUAUUGAAUAUGUAAUAGAAUACCUAAUUAAGAGAUUAAGUUAUUACCGAAGUUUUCAAUCAAUUUCAACUUCCAAAUUUGAGAAGCAUCGUAUUGCAAAAUUUUUAUUUAAUCACGAUACCAUAAAAUCAAAAAAGGACAAAGACUUAUGGCUAAUAUUACUUAAUGCAUAUCACUUAAUGCAAAGUGCAUUUUAAAUGAAGUUGUCAAAGCAAAUACAGAAAAAUUAUUAUUAUAAAAUAGUUUGCGAUAUUCUAAAAUAUAGAAGUAUAAUAUGAAACCUAAAGUUACUGUUCCUGAAUGUCUGAAUGGUUCCAUCACAAAUGAUCGCACAUCAAUUGAAAAUGACAUCAUUGCUCAACAAUUUAUUAAGAAUGUAGUAUCUAAAACAAGUACAGAAUACGAAGAGUACUCUGUUAUAACAUUAGAAAAUUAUACCAUAAAAACGGAACCGGAAAUAAAUGUUUCUAAAACUCUAGUUAGUGGUAUUGUAGAUGAUCGGUCGUGUCUCGGAAUUGGCGAUAUUGUACAUAUAAUAAAAGAUAAAGUAACUAAACUAACCACAAAGCCAUUAUUAAAAAAUAAUUCUGUUUCAAAAAAACAUAAACGUACACAUAAAAAAAACAGACAUUUUAAUUGUGAUAUUUGUGGGAAGAAAUGUUCGUCACUAUGUUGGUUGAAAAUUCAUCGCCGCUCUCACACUGGAGAAAGACCUUACUCAUGCACUGAAUGUAAUCAAACUUUUUCUGAUAAGAGAGCACUUAACAUUCAUAUGAAGUUACAUUCAGGUGAAAAGCCUUACACAUGCCCUCAAUGUAAAAAAAGUUUUGCUGUUAAAACAUAUCUCUAUCGUCAUAUGAGACGACAUACUGGUGUAAAACCUUACGCAUGCACUGAAUGUAAAAAAUCCUUUACUCGUAAUGAAACACUUAAACGACAUAUGAGACGACAUACUGGUGAAAAACCUUUUACAUGCAUUGAAUGUGAGAAACGUUAUUCCUCUCAAAACUCGUUUAAUCUUCACAUGAGGCUACAUACUGGUGAAAAACCAUACAAAUGCACUGAAUGUCAAGAAUGUUUUCCUCGUAAAGAAGGACUCAAUAUUCAUAUGAGGCAACAUACGGGAGAAGAACCUUAUAAGUGCACUGAAUGUAAUAAAACUUUCUUGGUUAAGAGUAAAUGCGACCAACAUAUGAAGGAACAUUUUGGUCCAAAACCGUACGCUUGUACUCAAUGUAACCAAAGUUUUACUUUUAAGCAUGCAUUCAAUUGUCAUAUAAUGCGACACACCGGUGAGAAACCUUACACAUGCACUGAAUGUAAACAAGGUUUUAUUCUUAAGGGGGCAUUGAAAAUUCAUAUGAGACGACAUACUGGAGAGAAACCUUACUCAUGCAAGGAAUGUAGUCGAAAUUUUUCUACUACGAGCUCGCUUAAUCGUCAUAUGGCUAAACAUACUGGUAAGAAACUCCACUCAUGCACUGAAUGUGAUCGAAGUUUUCCUCGUAAAGAUUCUCUCGAUAUUCAUAUGAGGUGUCAUACUGGUGAAAAGCCAUACAAAUGCACUGAAUGUCAAGAAUAUUUUCCUAGUAAAGAAGCACUCGAUAUUCAUAUGAGGCAGCAUACAGAAGAAGAACCUUAUAAGAGCACUGACUGUAAUAAAACUUUCUUGGUUAAGAGCAAACGCGAACAACAUAUGAGGGAACAUUUUAUUUCAAAGCCGUACGCUUGUACUCAAUGUAACCAAAGUUUUACUGUUAAGCACGCAUUCAAUUGUCAUAUGAGACGACAUACCGGUGAAAAAUCUCAUAAAACUAAAAAGGAACUUAAACAGCAUAUCGGAAUUCAUGUAUGUGAAAACACACAAAAAAAGAUGGCCCAGGAACUGGAAACUAAUGUUUCUGAAACUCUAGUUAGUGGUAUUGUAGGUGAUCGUUCAUGUCUCGGAAUUGGCGAUGUUGCACAAAUAAUAAAAGAUAAAGUAACUGAACCAACCACAAAGCCGUUAUUAAAAAAUAAUUCUGUUUCGAAAAAACAUAAACGUACACUUAAAAAAGACAGACAUUGUAAUUGUGAUAUUUGUGGGAAGAAAUGUUCGUCACUAUAUUAUUUGAAAAUUCAUCGCCGCUCUCACACUGGAGAAAGACCUUACUCAUGCACUGAAUGUAAUCAAACUUUUUCUGAUAAGAGCGCACUUAACAUUCAUAUGAAGUUACAUUCAGGUGAAAAGCCUUACACAUGCCCUCAAUGUAAAAAAAGUUUUGCUGUUAAAACAUAUCUCUAUCGUCAUAUGAGACGACAUACUGGUGUAAAACCUUACGCAUGCACUGAAUGUAAAAAAUCUUUUACUCGUAAUGAAACACUUAAACGACAUAUGAGACGACAUACUGGUGAAAAACCUUUUACAUGCACUGAAUGUGAGAAACGUUAUUCCUGUCAAAAGUCGCUUAAUCUUCACAUGAGGCUACAUACUGGUGAAAAGCCAUACAAAUGCACUGAAUGUCAAGAAUGUUUUCUUCGUAAAGAAGGACUCAAUAUUCAUAUGAGGCAACAUACGGGAGAAGAACCUUAUAAGUGCACUGAAUGUAAUAAAACUUUCUUGGUUAAGAGCAAACGCGACCAACAUAUGAGGGAACAUUUUGGUCCAAAACCGUACGCUUGUACUCAAUGUAACCAAAGUUUUACUUUUAAGCACGCAUUCAAUUGUCAUAUAAUGCGACACACCGGUGAGAAACCUUACACAUGCACUGAAUGUAAACAAUCUUUUACUCGUAAUGAAACACUUAAACGACAUAUGAGACGACAUACUGGUGAAAAACCUUUUACAUGCACUGAAUGUGAGAAACGUUAUUGCUCUCAAAAGUCGCUUAAUCUUCACAUGAGGCUACAUACUGGUGAAAAGCCAUACAAAUGCACUGAAUGUCAAGAAUGUUUUGCUCGUAAAGAAGGACUCAAUAUUCAUAUGAGGCAGCAUACGGGAGAAGAACCUUAUAAGUGCACUGAAUGUAAUCAAGCUUUUUCUGAUAAGAGCUCACUUAACAUUCAUAUGAAGUUACAUUCAGGUGAAAAGCCUUACACAUGCCCUCAAUGUAAAAAAAGUUUUGCUGUUAAAACAUAUCUCUAUCGUCAUAUGAGACGACAUACUGGUGUAAAACCUUACGCAUGCACUGAAUGUAAACAAUCUUUUACUCGUAAUGAAACACUUAAACGACAUAUGAGACGACAUACUGGUGAAAAACCUUUUACAUGCACUGAAUGUGAGAAACGUUAUUGCUCUCAAAAGUCGCUUAAUCUUCACAUGAGGCUACAUACUGGUGAAAAGCCAUACAAAUGCACUGAAUGUAAAGAAUGUUUUGCUCGUAAAGAAGGACUCAAUAUUCAUAUGAGGCAACAUAUUGGAGAAGAACCUUAUAAGUGCACUGAAUGUAAUCAAGCUUUUUCUGAUAAGAGCUCACUUAACAUUCAUAUGAAGUUACAUUCAGGUGAAAAGCCUUACACAUGCCCUCAAUGUAAAAAAAGUUUUGCUGUUAAAACAUAUCUCUAUCGUCAUAUGAGACGACAUACUGGUGUAAAACCUUACGCAUGCACUGAAUGUAAACAAUCUUUUACUCGUAAUGAAACACUUAAACGACAUAUGAGACGACAUACUGGUGAAAAACCUUUUACAUGCACUGAAUGUGAGAAACGUUAUUCCUGUCAAAAGUCGCUUAAUCUUCACAUGAGGCUACAUACUGGUGAAAAGCCAUACAAAUGCACUGAAUGUCAAGAAUGUUUUCCUCGUAAAGAAGGACUCAAUAUUCAUAUGAGGCAACAUACGGGAGAAGAACCUUAUAAGUGCACUGAAUGUAAUAAAACUUUCUUGGUUAAGAGUAAAUGCGACCAACAUAUGAAGGAACAUUUUGGUCCAAAACCGUACGCUUGUACUCAAUGUAACCAAAGUUUUACUUUUAAGCAUGCAUUCAAUUGUCAUAUAAUGCGACAUACCGGUGAGAAACCUUACACAUGCACUGAAUGUAAACAAGGUUUUAUUCUUAAGGGGGCAUUGAAUGUUCAUAUGAGACGACAUACUGGAGAGAAACCUUACUCAUGCAAGGAAUGUAGUCGAAAUUUUUCUACUACGAGCUCGCUUAAUCGUCAUAUGGCUAAACAUACUGGUAAGAAACUCCACUCAUGCACUGAAUGUGAUCGAAGUUUUCCUCGUAAAGAUUCUCUCGAUAUUCAUAUGAGGUGUCAUACUGGUGAAAAGCCAUACAAAUGCACUGAAUGUCAAGAAUAUUUUCCUAGUAAAGAAGCACUCGAUAUUCAUAUGAGGCAGCAUACAGAAGAAGAACCUUAUAAGAGCACUGACUGUAAUAAAACUUUCUUGGUUAAGAGCAAACGCGAACAACAUAUGAGGGAACAUUUUAUUUCAAAGCCGUACGCUUGUACUCAAUGUAACCAAAGUUUUACUGUUAAGCACGCAUUCAAUUGUCAUAUGAGACGACAUACCGGUGAAAAAUCUCAUAAAACUAAAAAGGAACUUAAACAGCAUAUCGGAAUUCAUGUAUGUGAAAACACACAAAAAAAGAUGGCCCAGGAACUGGAAACUAAUGUUUCUGAAACUCUAGUUAGUGGUAUUGUAGGUGAUCGUUCAUGUCUCGGAAUUGGCGAUGUUGCACAAAUAAUAAAAGAUAAAGUAACUGAACCAACCACAAAGCCGUUAUUAAAAAAUAAUUCUGUUUCGAAAAAACAUAAACGUACACUUAAAAAAGACAGACAUUGUAAUUGUGAUAUUUGUGGGAAGAAAUGUUCGUCACUAUAUUAUUUGAAAAUUCAUCGCCGCUCUCACACUGGAGAAAGACCUUACUCAUGCACUGAAUGUAAUCAAACUUUUUCUGAUAAGAGCGCACUUAACAUUCAUAUGAAGUUACAUUCAGGUGAAAAGCCUUACACAUGCCCUCAAUGUAAAAAAAGUUUUGCUGUUAAAACAUAUCUCUAUCGUCAUAUGAGACGACAUACUGGUGUAAAACCUUACGCAUGCACUGAAUGUAAAAAAUCUUUUACUCGUAAUGAAACACUUAAACGACAUAUGAGACGACAUACUGGUGAAAAACCUUUUACAUGCACUGAAUGUGAGAAACGUUAUUCCUGUCAAAAGUCGCUUAAUCUUCACAUGAGGCUACAUACUGGUGAAAAGCCAUACAAAUGCACUGAAUGUCAAGAAUGUUUUCUUCGUAAAGAAGGACUCAAUAUUCAUAUGAGGCAACAUACGGGAGAAGAACCUUAUAAGUGCACUGAAUGUCAAGAAUGUUUUCCUCGUAAAGAAGGACUCAAUAUUCAUAUGAGGCAACAUACGGGAGAAGAACCUUAUAAGUGCACUGAAUGUAAUAAAACUUUCUUGGUUAAGAGUAAAUGCGACCAACAUAUGAAGGAACAUUUUGGUCCAAAACCGUACGCUUGUACUCAAUGUAACCAAAGUUUUACUGUUAAGCACGCAUUCAAUUGUCAUAUGAGGCGACAUACCGGUGAAAAAUCUCAUAAAACUAAAAAGGAACUUAAACAGCAUAUCGGAAUUCAUGUAUGUGAAAACACACAAAAAAAGAUGGCCCAGGAACUGGAAACUAAUGUUUCUGAAACUCUAGUUAGUGGUAUUGUAGGUGAUCGUUCAUGUCUCGGAAUUGGCGAUGUUGCACAAAUAAUAAAAGAUAAAGUAACUGAACCAACCACAAAGCCGUUAUUAAAAAAUAAUUCUGUUUCGAAGAAACAUGAACUUACACAUAAAAAAGACAGACAUUGUGAGUGUGAUAUUUGUGGGAAAUAUUUUUUUUCACUAUAUUGGUUGAAAAUCCAUCGCCGCUCUCACACUGGAGAAAGACCUUACUCAUGCACUGAAUGUAAUCAAACUUUUUCUGUGAAGAGCUCACUUAACAUUCAUAUGAAGUUACAUACUGGUGAAAAGCCUUACAAAUGCCCUGAAUGUAAAUUAAGUUUUGCUGUUAAAACAUAUCUCAACCGUCAUAUGAUAGGACAUACUGGUGUAAAACCUUACACAUGCACUGAAUGUAAACAAUCUUUUGCUCGUAAGGAAACACUUAAAUAUCAUAUGAAAACACAUACUGGUGAAAAACCUUUUACAUGCACUGAAUGUGAGAAACGUUGUUCCUCCCAAAAGUUGCUUAAUCUUCACAUGAGGCUACAUACUGGUGAAAAACCGUACAAAUGCACUGAAUGUCAAGAAUGUUUUCCUCGUAAAGAAGGACUCAAUAUUCAUAUGAGGCAACAUACGGGAGAAGAACCUUAUAAGUGCACUGAAUGUAAUAAAACUUUCUUGGUUAAGAGCAAACGCGACCAACAUAUGAGGGAACAUUUUGGUCCAAAACCGUACGCUUGUACUCAAUGUAACCAAAGUUUUACUUUUAAGCACGCAUUCAAUUGUCAUAUAAUGCGACACACCGGUGAGAAACCUUACACAUGCACUGAAUGUAAACAAGGUUUUACUCGUAAGGGGGCAUUGAAUGUUCAUAUGAGACGACAUACUGGAGAAAAACCUUACUCAUGCAAGGAAUGUAGUCGAAAUUUUUCUACUACGAGCUCGCUUAAUCGUCAUAUGGCUAAACAUACUGGUGAGAAACUCCACUCAUGCACUGAAUGUGAUCAAAGUUUUACUUUUAAGAACUCACUUAAUGUUCAUAUGAGGUGUCAUACUGGUGAAAAGCCAUACAAAUGCACUGAAUGUGUAGAAUGUUUUCCUCGUAAAGAAGCACUCGAUAUUCAUAUGAGGCAGCAUACAGAAGAAGAACCUUAUAAGAGCACUGACUGUAAUAAAACUUUCUUGGUUAAGAGCAAACGCGAACAACAUAUGAGGGAACAUUUUAUUUCAAAGCCGUACGCUUGUACUCAAUGUAACCAAAGUUUUACUGUUAAGCACGCAUUCAAUUGUCAUAUGAGACGACAUACCGGUGAAAAAUCUCAUAAAACUAAUAAAGAACUUAAACAGCAUAUCGGAAUUCAUGCAUGUGAAAACACGCAAAAAAAGAUGGCCCAGAAGCAUAAAUUCAAGUGCAAGGAGUGCACUGCCAUGUAUGCGACAGAGGAAGAACUUAAAAAUCAUUUUGAUGUUGGUUUUCAUAUAGAUGAAUAUCCCAGCAGCAGCCUUAGAGAAGCAAUCACGGAGAAAAUAUUAUCAGAAAAUGAAGUGCCUAAUUCAAUAGAAAAUAAAAGUAUAAAGAUGGAGUCGAAUAUUACAGGUGAUCAAACAUCAAUUGAAGAUGAAGUUGUUGUUGAGCAAUUUAUAAAAAAUGAAGUACCUGAAAUAAGUACAGAGGAAUUGUUAUUAGAAAACGAAGUAUAUACUAUUACAAUGUUAGAAAAUGAGAGUAUAAGAAUGAGGCCUGACCAAAUUCCGUUUAAAGAUUGCGUUACAAAACAACAACGUAUAACAGAAGAAGCAAUUGAAACAAGUACAAACCAAUUAUUAUUAGAACAUGAAGAAACCUCUAGACUUGAAAAAAUUAAUCUAAAAAUCGAACCAAAUUUUACUGUUCGUGAACCUAAACUUGAUGAUAUUACAGAUGAAGAAGAAUUUAUAAAAAAUGAAGUACAGUAUGACCUCGAUUCUCUACUUAAGCGCAGCAAAGAAUUCCUAUCCAAUAUGGAAUUUGGGCAGCAUAUUAGGAUUCAUUCAUAUAAAAGCAAAUGUGAAAAUGAGCUCGAAGAGAACAAAUUCAAAUGCAAAGAAUUCAAGGCGAUGUAUGCUACAGAGGAAGAACUUAAAACUCAUCAUUACAGUGGAUUUCAUAUACCUCAUAAUAAUGGUAUGUUACCAAUCAAGUAUGAAGAACAAACAUCUAUAGAAAAUGAUUUUAUAGUAAGAAGACGCAUGGAAGUUAAAGAAGAUGAAAGAACUGCAGAGCAAUUAUUAGAAAAUGAUAUCUGCACUGAUAUAACGAUAAAAAAUGAAACUAUAGAAACAGAGCCGGAAAAUAUUAUUGACGGGAGUGUGGCUGACGUCAUUACAAACGUCCAAACUACAUUUGAAGGUGGCGUUGCUGUACAACAAUUGGCAAAAAAAGUAAUCAAAGCAACAGUAACAGACAAUGAAUUAUCGGUUUUAAAUAUACCUACGGAAAAGCGUCAAUUAGCUUGUGAAUUUUGCGAAAAGAAAUUUUCCUAUUUAAGUGCACUGCAAUGUCAUCGCCGUUCCCAUACUGGUGAAAAGCCAUACACCUGCACUGAAUGUGAUAAAAGUUUUGCUGUUAAAAAAGGACUUGAUAAUCAUAUGAGGCGACAUACUGGCGAAAAACCGCACAUGUGCACUGAAUGUAAUAAAAGUUUUGCGGUUAAGCAAGUACUUAAUCUUCAUAUGAGACGACAUACUGGUGAAACCCCAUACACAUGCACUGAAUGUAACAAAAGUUUCUCUAUUAAGAGUACACUCAACCUACAUAUUAUGGGACAUACGGGUAAAAAACCUUACAAGUGCACUGAAUGCAAACAAUGUUUUGCUCGUAAGGAAGGGCUUAAUAUUCAUAUGAGACGUCAUACUGGUGAAAAACCCUAUACAUGCUCUGAAUGUGAUAAAAGUUUUACUGUUAAGCAAGCGCUCAAGCGGCAUAUGAGGCGACAUACUGGUGAAAAGCCCUACACAUGCUCUGAAUGCAAUCAAUGUUUUACUGCUAAUGAGUCUCUGUAUUAUCAUAUGAAGCGGCAUACAAAUGAGAAGUCCUAUUCGUGCACUGAAUGUAAACAAUACUUUGUUAGUAAGCAAGGACUUAAUAUUCAUAUGAUGCGACAUACGGGUGAAAAACCUUACGCAUGUACUGAAUGCAAACAACGUUUUACUCGUAAGGAAAGGCUCGAUAUUCAUAUGAGACGUCAUACUGGAGAGAAGCCCUACAAAUGCUGUGAAUGUGAUAAAGGUUUUGCUGUUAAUCAAGCACUUAAACGUCAUAUGAAGCGACAUACUGCUAAAAAACCAUAUUCAUGCACUGAAUGUAAUCAAAGUUUUACUACGAAACAGAUAUUUAAAGAUCAUAAGAAGGGACAUACUAUUGAUAAGCCUUACAAAUGCACUAUGUGUUCUAAAAGUUUUGGUGGUAAGAAGUCACUCAAUCUGCAUAUGAGGCGACAUACCAAUGAUAAGCCAGACGCUUGUAAUGAUUGUGGUCUACUUCAUACACGUCCAUUUAGCUAUGAUCAAUGUCAAAAAAAAUUGAAAUCCAAUAAGAAACUUAAGCAACAUAUGAGGAUUCAAUCAUCUGAAAGCAAAGAUAAAAAUGAAACCCAAGAGUAUAAUUUCGAAUGCAAAAAAUGUAAUGUGAAUUCUGCAACAGAGGAAGAGCUUAAAAUUCAUGACGACACAGCACUUCAUAUACAUAAAUAUUCUAACAGUAGAUUCCGAGAUAUUGAAAAAAGACAAAUUCACUGUAUGGUGUGUUACAAAGAAUUCGAUUCAGAUAAUGCCUUGAACUCUCACAUUCUUGAAAUGCAUAAAGAACAUCAGCAGACUUUUUGCAGUGCCCAAAAAUUAAAAGUUAAUAUUUCCAACUCAUUCCUAUCAAAAAUUUACAAAAUUGAUGACUACAACGAAAAUCAAAUUGAAAACGUUACUCCAUCGGAUGACAGUAUUAACUUAUCAGCAAAAUAUGAAGAAGAAACAUUGUUGGAAGUUUUUGUUGAUGAACAAAAUGACAUAAAAUAUGAAGGAAAUGAAUCACACAUAGAUAAAUUAUUAUUAAAUAAUGAAGUAUGCAAUACAUUUGAAAGUGAACAUAUUAAGAUAGAGCCGAAAGUUACUGAUGAACAAAUUAUCGAUGAUGGUGUUGUUAUACAACAAUUUAUAAAAGAAGAAAUAUCUGAAACAGGUGCAGAGCAAUUAUUAUUAGAAAACGAAAUGUAUACUAUUGUAACGGUAGAAAAUGAGAAUAUAAAAAUCAGACAGGAUCAUAUUUCCUUCAAAAAGGACCUUGCUGCGCAGGAACCUAUAAAAGAAGAAAUAACUGAAACAUCAACAAACCAAUUAUUAUUAGAAAAUGGAGACUAUCUACAUUAAGUAACAAGCGUCUAAAGAUGGGACUGUAAAUAAAAUUGUCAUUUAAAAAAUGAAAUGAGAAAAAAUGAGAAUAUAAAAAUCGUAUCGAAAACAUUAAAAGAUAGAAAACGUAAUAUAUAAUAUUCAAAUAAAAGUUUAGUUGCUGACUUUACAGAUAAAGUUUCGGAAGAUUAAUUUAUUACAAUUUUUUAUUGUGGGAUUCGCUAUUGGCGUAGUCCUUCACACUUAGCUCAGCUUCCCUUCUCUUGUUAUACUUGAUCCAGAGAUUAUUAUUCUAGUUGCAAAACGUAUUAGUAGGAGUAAGAAAAUUCAUGUCGUACAGUUCUUGAAAAUAUGCUUACUGUUAAUCCUCGUUUGUUAAAUAAAUGUGAAAGUUCACUGGAAAUAUGAUGCAAAAUU